GUGACAGUCGAGUCGGACACACUAGAGGCAUCAGAAAGAUGCCAUCCUCACUAACCUUGGUUUAUGUCAUGUUUAUGUGUUUCUACUUUUCUCGAAGUGACGACUACGUACUUGAUGAUAAAUUAGGACGAACAUUUGACGGCAUUGGUGGUUUAAGUGGUGGAGGGGCAACAUCUCGUCUCCUUGUUAAUUACGCUGAGCCAUAUCGUAGUCAAAUUCUAGACUACCUUUUCAAGCCAAACUUUGGGGCCUCUCUUCAUAUUUUGAAAGUUGAAAUAGGUGGUGAUGCUCAGACUACAGAUGGAACGGAACCCACUCACAUGCACUAUGAGAAUGAUGAGAACUACUUCCGUGGCUAUGAGUGGUGGCUGAUGUUGGAGGCUAAGAAGAGGAACCCCAAUAUAACACUCAUAGGUUUACCAUGGGCAUUUCCCGGAUGGGUUGGCCAUGGAGAGAACUGGCCCUAUGACUUUCCUGACAUAACGGCCAACUAUGUAGUGUCCUGGAUAACUGGUGCAAAGCGGUCCCAUGGCUUGGAUAUAGACUAUGUUGGGGUAUGGAAUGAGAGGCCAUUUGAUAGCAAGUACAUCAAGCUCCUACGGUACACGCUGGAUAAGAAUGGGCUGGACAAGGUGAAAAUCAUAGCCAGUGACAACCUGUGGGAACCCAUAGCAUUCUAUGUGCUUCAGGAUGAAGAGCUCAGUGCCGCUGUAGAUGUUAUUGGAGCUCACUAUCCCGGCACCACGACAAUAAAGGAAGCUUUGGAGUCUGACAAGACGUUGUGGUCAUCUGAAGACUACAGCACUUUCAAUGAUGAAGUAGGGGGAGGCUGCUGGGCACGCAUACUCAACCAGAACUACGUCAACGGCAUGAUGACUUCAACUAUAUCUUGGAACUUGGUGGCGAGUUACUAUGAGAAUCUGCCAUUUGGCCGAGAUGGUCUUAUGACCGCUGAGGAACCAUGGAGUAGCAACUACGUUGUGGAGUCCCCUAUCUGGAUAACAGCCCACACCACCCAGUUCACCCAGCCCGGCUGGAGCUACCUGCAGACUGUCGGCCAUCUAAACAAAGGGGGAAGUUACGUAGCUUUGACUGACCGCAAGGGCCAACUCACAGUCGUCAUAGAAACCAUGACUCAUGACCACUCUGUUUGCAUAAGACCUCCUCUUGAACCAUUUGAGGUUACACCCCAGAAUGUCACAUUCCACCUGAAGGGAUCCUUUGCUUCCAUAUCGCAGCUUCAGUUGUGGAAGUCCCGGUUCGAUUUCAAAACCAAAAACCCUGUCUUCUUCCAGAAGCUGGACCCAGUUAAGAUUUCCAAUGGGUCUUUCACCCUAAAUCUGGAUGUUGAUGAAGUGUACACUCUCUCCACCAUAACUACUGCUCAGAGAGGAGCAUAUCCCGAUCCACCUCCCUCUGCAGCCUUCCCCAAACUGUAUAAGGAUGACUUCAAUGUCCGAAACCCUCCGUUCACCGAGGCUCCAGACUUUGCCGAUCAGACUGGAGUUUUUGAGUACUUCAUGAACCUCACUGAUCCCGGCCCACACGUGUUUACCUUGCGUCAGGUGGUCACCCAGCGCCCGGUGACCUGGGUAGCAGAUGCGGAUCAGACCAUUAGUGUCAUUGGAGAUUACUCCUGGCAGAAUAUCACAGUUACCUGUGACGUCUUAAUUGAAAAGACCAAAAAUGGGGCUGUGUUCAUCGCUGCCAGAGUGGACAAAGGAGGCGGCGACGUCCGAACCACCAAAGGGCUAUUCUUCUGGGUUUAUGCUGACGGCACUUACAAAGUCACCAGUGACAUACAGGGAACGACUAUUCUUACUGAGGGUAAAUCAGGAACAUCAUCUGAUAUUUGGUACACACUGUCACUUUCAAUCAAGGGUGAUACUGCCACAGGGAUGCUGAAUGGAUCAUUACUUUGGAAGAGUGCUGUGGUGUCAGGAAAGGUGCCUAAGAAUGGAUGGGCAGCCAUUGGGACCAGUUCGUUUGAGGUUGCACAGUUUGAUAACUUCUCAAUAGAGGCAGAGUGAUUCUACUUAAUCGACUAAGCACCCCUCUCUGAUAGAUUCACCUUUCCCUUGAAUACUUAAAUUAAGAUUUUCUGAGAUUUAGCCAUGCAACAAUAUGCAUGUUUUAUAGGUUAGAUAAAUCACAACAAUUGGCUAUAUUGUUUGUUAUUUUUAAUGCAUCACCCAAGAAAUGAUUCCCAUUGAUAUCUGCACUUUGAGACCACCUGUCAUUCAAGUAAUUUAGUGAUGUGCACAUUUUAUACAAGAUUGUUAUGUUUACAGCUUCAAGGCCAAAGACCAAUCUACUGUUGCAUGAUGGGACGCUGAUGCUUUAUGCUUUUUAACCCAACAUUGGGCGAUUGCUCUACUUGUUCUCAGACUCAUGCAUUUGAAAAUAAUUUUAUAGAUCUUCAUGUGUUUUUUUAAAGUGCCUUAAUGUUGAAAUGUCUCAAUGUGUGUGUGAUGAUGUCCAAGGAAAAGCUUGAAGUGUGGAAUGUCCUGCUCGUUUGCAUUAAUACUGUGAAAAUGUAAAUAUCGUCAAUGCCUUAAUUUAACAGUAUGUGUGUGAUUCGUACUUUUCUAUGAUGGUGAAAUAAACAUGAAAUCGAAAGUAA
Molecule: messenger RNA, 2623 nt
Organism: Alosa alosa (allis shad)
Lineage: Eukaryota; Metazoa; Chordata; Actinopteri; Clupeiformes; Clupeidae
Gene: galcb
Product: galactosylceramidase b
Exons: 17
Coding region: 39-2030 (663 amino acids)
Biological process (GO): galactosylceramide catabolic process
Cellular component (GO): lysosome
Molecular function (GO): galactosylceramidase activity
Source: RefSeq, a predicted model, not a curated record